AUGGCCGCACAACUCAACGAGGAACUUUACAGGGAUUUGAGCACAAACCCUAUAUUCUUGAUGUAUAUGGUCUGGUUUGGAGGUAUAUCGCUCGUAAGCAUCUUCGCCGCCGCCAAUCAGACACAAUUCGCAACAAAGGAUGGAUAUUCACAGUGUGCGAAAUUGGGCAUUUUACAAGUUGUAUUACAGAAAAGUGUGCAGCUUGAUUUGGAGCCAUCGUCCCAUCUUCUCGAACAGAAACGGUCGAAGUCAGAUAAGGAAAUAAUGUCGCUUUCGCUACUCUCACCGGCGGAGGAUGGCGUUUUGGAGGUUGGCUGUGAGUUGAUGAGAGAAGGAAGAAGAUGGAAGAAUAAAAAAGAUAAGAAAAGUGACGGGAAAGAAAAAUGA
Striga asiatica is the source of this 387-nucleotide messenger RNA. The record is from the annotation of a GenBank genome assembly. Lineage: Eukaryota; Viridiplantae; Streptophyta; Magnoliopsida; Lamiales; Orobanchaceae.